Papilio polytes (common Mormon) is the source of this 3224-nucleotide messenger RNA. RefSeq lists its product as uncharacterized. Bases 1519 to 2634 code for a protein of 371 amino acids. NCBI's taxonomy places the organism in Eukaryota, Metazoa, Arthropoda, Insecta, Lepidoptera, Papilionidae. The transcript is spliced from 2 exons. The record is from RefSeq and is a predicted model, not a curated record.
UCUAUUACUAUUUGCACUCAUUUUAAACUUUGCGAUAAGAAUUUAACUACAAAACAAAAGUACGUACAUAUAAAAAGAUUUGUGCAGGAUCUAUUAAUAUCCUAUCAACGUAUAACUUGUAACUCAUCGACCAAUCAACGCUUGCGCAGGGUUCAACAAACCAAGAGUUUAGUCUGUGCUUUGGCCUUGUAAUUAACUUAUUUAUAUUCAGUACAGUUUUAAAACCAGCGAGGUAACCCGUCUAAACCCAAACCAAAAAUGUGUGCAAGUUUUAAAAUUAAAAAGUGGUAUUGAAAUAAAAAAUGUUUUUGCGUAAAAUAUUGAUUAUCUGUGCAAUUUUUUAUAUGCUGGAUAACGAUAACUUAAUAAGGUUAACGGAAAUGACGCAAUUAAGCUCCUUUGAUUUUGCGUGUUUUAUUUACAAAUUUUAUUUAAAUUGGCAAGAUAAUAAUGGUGAAAAAAUGAAAUUAAAUAUAAUAAGAAUUGUAACACUUAAAUAUUUAACUUUGAGCGUAAACAAUCGGAAUGGUAAAAAUAAUGUUUGUAUAUUGAUCAAGAAAUAGUAUGAAAUGAAGUUUGCGCAGGCCGGAGGAACGAAGGAUCGGUAUGGUAGCAUACGGGAGAAAGAAUCAAGUCUGAACAAGUUUAUUAGGUAAUUAUAUUAAAAUCUAGUCAAAUAAUUAUUAUCAUAUGUGUAAAAUGAUGAUAAAGCAAUGUUUUACAUAAUGUAUAAUAAAUUAGUGAUAAUGCGCAACUAAAAAUCAUUAUAAACGUACGGUAAUAUCGGAUGACAUUUUAAGGUUACUUUUCAAACUUUAGUUGUGUACUAAAGAAUAAAGCCAGCUUUAUAUAUUGAAAUUAUUACAGAUUUCUUAAUUAUACAUUAAUUUAAUAUGCAAAUAGGUAACAACAUAGUUUAUAUUGUAUCAUUUGAAUGAAGAAAUGAAUGUGCUCAAAAUUGGCGGGAAAACUGUUAUCUUCUUUAGUUAUCAAUAAACUUGAUUAUUUGUUUGUGUAAUUGCUUAAACGAAUAAUAUUCAUCAUUUGAAAGGUUUAUUUUACAUUUAAUUGUAAGUUGUAGUUGUAAAAACUAAAAAAUUAACAUCUGUCUUUGUUAGGUUAUAUUUUGCUGUUUCAUACAUCAUUGUUUUUCUUUACUUUUGUCUGGAUGUUAUCUGAGUUUGAUUUAACGAUUUAUUUUUUAUUUUUCAUAAACUGAAAGUCAACAAAAAACUAAAAAAUUGUUAUCCGGAUCUACUUGUCAACACAAAAAACAAACUAGAGUAACGUAGCGACCCCAAUUGGGUUUUGGCCUUUGCCAAAUUAAUCACUUUUCGUGAUCCUGCGUCAUCUCGUCCCAGUCCUGCACUUCGAGUUCACUUGGGUCUUUUUCCACUUCGUUUGUCCAGCGACCCCUGGGAUCUACAACUUGUCAACAUAAAAUACUUUAAAGAUAUCAAGAUACGCCGAAUCUGAAAGCUGUUUCUAUACAUUACAAGAUAUUAAUAUUAAGUAGCAAUGGAGAACGCCAACGUUAACGUUGACGUCGGGUUUGUGGACUUCGUGGAAUCCGCUUCUACAGAACAAAACAACAAUGAGAUUAACCCAAGCGUUACCACUGACAGUGACAAAGAAGACGUCACUGUACAAAAUGGACCAGAAUCUGCUGAACAAAAUGAUAACGAGAUAAUUACUUUGGAAGAUGAACUUAGAGAGAUAUUUUCUAAGUUUUCUAAAAACUUCAACGUAGUUCAUAUCAAUGCACAAAGUAUAUCUGCACAUUAUCUCUCUUUGUUAGCAACAUUCGUCAAUCUCCAUAACAUUGAUGCUGUAUUGGUCUCGGAGACAUUUCUAAAGGACUCUAUGGAUACGAAUGUAGGCGAUAUGCCAGGUUUCCAACUGAUCCGUAACGAUAGAAAGGAUAAAGGCUGUGGAGGAGUCGCAAUCUAUUUGCGCAAAGAGCUGCACUACGAAAUCGUCGACAAAUCUCCAAAUCGUUACACCAUGUCCGCUGAACACCUGUUUAUUGAAGUCAUUCACGAAGAAACUAAAAUACUCCUGGGUGUGUUUUACAGCCCAUCUUCAAAAAUUUACUACUUUUCAACAUUCGAAGACUUACUCAAGAAGUAUCGUAACAAUUAUGAACAUUAUGAUAUUCUUGGAGACUUUAACACGGAUCUAUUAAAAAGGAAUAGUAGACGAAAGAAAUUGCUCUCUAUCAUUGAUGGUCAGAACUUGCACCUUCUGCCUCUCGGCCCGACUCAUUUUGCCCCCGGGUUCGCACCAUCCAUUUUGGAUUUAAUCAUUGUCACUGACUUCGCAAAUGUAGCGAAGUACGGUCAGCUAGGAAGUUAUUUCUCUUACCAUGAUUUGAUUUACGUUUCAAACAAAUUAAAUUUUUCGAGGAAAAGGAUCCCUAUCGAAAUUGUAGCUAGCGGAACUAAAGAAGAACCUUUUUGGCAAAAACCCAGUGUCCGAAGAGCUCUAGCGGAACAAUUGAAAGGAUUAAAAAUCUACAAGGAGAGUGAUCGAGGUGAAAAUGAUUUAAAAGCUUAUCAAAAAAGCCGCGAACAGAUCAAGCAACUCGAAACGGAGUUUAAACGAGAAAAUCGUAAGAAUCAAAAAGGCCAAUAAACCUUGGUGACUUUAUCUAUUGCAUUUUAAAUGUAUUGAAGAAGUGUUACCUAUGUAUUCCACUUGCAUGUUAAUUCAUAAGUACUGAUGUAGCAGCUAAGGACUUACUUGAUAAGCUCCAAGCGUUUGGUGUUUGAUAUGCAUUUAUUUUAUAGCAUCAUCUCACUUCUAAAGCAUAUCCUUUUCACACAUUCCUUUCAUACUUUCUUCGGUCUUCCUCUACCUUUGUAGUCAUCCACAUUCAGUCUUAACACUCUCUGGUUUAUGUCCCCAUUCUCUCGUCACAAGACAUGUCCAUCUAACCUUUUGCAUUUCUUUUGUACGAGUAUAUGAGAUGCAAUCAAAGUAAAGUUCACUAACAAAUCUCAUACCAUUUUUGUCCAUGAUUUAUAAGUACGUUCUCGUAAUUGUCACGUUCAAGAUAGAGUCUUUGUAAUGUUUAUGUUUCGUACAAAGUCAAGAUUUAAGGGUUUUAUAACUUCGUUUCUAACUAUUUUCAUUCUACUCGUCACAAGCCAUCUUUAAACUGUGAUUAGUUUAUGUAAUAAGUAAGAUAAUUAUGACAAUAAAUAGUCAAGUAUUAUGUUAAA